Callorhinchus milii (elephant shark) is the source of this 1051-nucleotide messenger RNA. Its product is annotated as protein Largen-like. The coding region runs from base 242 to 1051 and encodes 269 amino acids. Lineage: Eukaryota; Metazoa; Chordata; Chondrichthyes; Chimaeriformes; Callorhinchidae. The record is from RefSeq and is a predicted model, not a curated record. The transcript has 2 exons. Gene Ontology annotation, biological process: positive regulation of translation; positive regulation of cell size.
UUUAAGAGAGUUGAAGUCUUCCCAUCUGAUUGCAUAUUAAAAUAUGCAGCAGAAACUCCUGCUCUGGAACAGAGAGAGAGAGAGACACACACAGGGAGAGAGGGAGAGGACCUUCCUGCAACAAGCAGGUAGCCUGGCAAGCACUGAGCUGAUCUGAGCAGCAAAGGGGAGGAGUGGGAAUGGGAUUGGGUUUGGGAUUGGGAAUGUGAGACAGCCUGGACAGAGGCAAUCCCCUCUCAGGAUGUCCAGGCAGCACAGCAGCACUGCAGCGGAUUUAAAGGGACGAAAUGUUCAGUACAAAGUGAAGGAGCAGAUCAUGUGUGUGGUCCAAGACUUGGAGCUAGUGCUGGGAGAAUUAAAGAGCGUCUCCAGCGAGAUGAGGGAGGUGGUGGGGCAAAUAGACCAUCUGACCUCUGACCUGAACCUGUGCGAGGACAAGAGCGAGAGUUACCGAAGCGACACACUGGACAGCAGCUCCAGUGGAGUGGCCAUGUCCACACUGGAGAAGCACAAAGAUCGGCCGAGGAAAGAGGGAGCAAUCCUGACAGUUCUCCGCAAAUCCAAGCCUCCGCCCCCACCACCCAGGAGAACACCAGUCAGGGUGACUAGUCUACCGAGGUCAUCAUGUGCCAACGAGAGUCACAAAAGCAAUGGGACCCUGGUUCAUGGGACCCAUCCUCCGAGAGAUCACCGUUUGGGCAGUAAAGCAGCUUGCAGUCUGGAUAUCAAUUGUCCAACUUGGUUAACGCAGCCUCAAAUGAAAGACAGAGUACAUAGGCAGCCAAUGGUCAACUCCGGUCACUUUGCCCAGCCUUCCUCAAACUGUGUGCUUCGCCCUGGCUCCACUGUCACUGUUCAGCAGAGGGACACGUGCAUUGGUCAGGCACACUGCCUCACAAACUCACAGGAGCCCCCGUGCCAUCUAAUUCGGCCCCCCAUGCCUGGCGAUACUGGGGAAAGCUCCACUGCCAUCAACACAAAGCCCUGUACAAAAUCACGGCCAACAAAUCCCAGGCCAACGCUGAGAAAGUCCACAUCGACAACGGUUUGA